CACCGGGGCGGUUCAUACUGGGCUGGGCGUGGGCUCCAGCAGACUUGUCUUCAUCCUCUCCCUCUUCGAAGCACAUUGUUCGCUAUGACUUAACCUCGCGUACAACAUUGAACGAAUGCUGUAAAAAUUGGCCUGAAAAGUAUCAGUUCUGGAAUAAUAACAUAUUUCUGUUGUCAGACAUUCGUUGAGGAAACGGGCCACCAUUGUAUUUCUAUUCUUGGAACACUCAGAAGCUACUGAGUUGAAACAUUGUUUCCAGUAGACCAAGUCACGCUCCUGAUUAUUGGGUAGAGCUCUGCUUCAGUGUGUGUGUGUGGGGAGCAGUGAGGAUGACGGAGUACAAGUUGGUGGUGGUGGGGGCUGGAGGUGUGGGGAAGAGUGCACUCACCAUCCAGCUCAUCCAGAACCACUUUGUGGAUGAAUACGACCCCACCAUAGAGGACUCAUACAGGAAGCAGGUGGUGAUUGACGGGGAGACAUGUCUGCUGGACAUCCUGGACACUGCAGGUCAGGAGGAGUACAGCGCCAUGAGGGACCAGUACAUGAGGACAGGGGAGGGCUUCCUCUGUGUCUUCGCCAUCAACAACACCAAGUCCUUCGAGGACAUCCACCAGUACAGGGAACAGAUCAAGCGUGUGAAAGACUCUGAUGACGUGCCCAUGGUCCUGGUGGGUAAUAAAUGUGACCUCCCAUCGCGUACCGUGGACACGCGGCAAGCACAGGAACUGGCCCGCAGCUACGGAAUUCCCUACAUCGAGACCUCUGCCAAGACACGACAGGGGGUAGAGGACGCCUUCUACACAUUAGUGAGAGAGAUCAGGCAGCACAAGCUGAGGAAGCUCAACCCUCCGGACGAGAGUGGACAGGACUGCAUGAGCUGCCGCUGUGUGGUGUCGUGAUGGAGGUUACCAGUUCGGGGUGAGGAGUGGACCUAGUGGCAGAAUGGACUUAAAGAAUGAUGGUGGAGGAUGAAACAACAACAAACUGAAGAGUACAGUCUAAGAAAAGCAGAUGCACCACCAGGCUGACUGUACCAUAGACAUUGGGGAGAGGGGGAUCUUGCCCCUGCCAUGCCAUGCUAGACUAGGCUGUCUGUCCCCUCUUUGAGUCCAUGUCUGCCAGAGCAACACCACUAAUGACUGUUUCUCACCAGUGUGAUCAUGCUGGGCAGCUCCAAUGAGUUCCUGCUAAGUUAUUGUUUUACAGUCUCAACACUGGUCUUAAAGGGAGGUGUCACCAAUCCCUGGUGAGUCCCCUUCACCAACACCUCAAAACCCUGAUUUUUACAUUUGACCCCCCUGAAAAGACUGGACAGUAGUAGCCUAAAUCCCCAUCCCUAAUUUAACCUCCCCCAGCCUCCUUGUUCCUCUCUAGAGGGGCUCUGCAGUAACCUCAUUAUUACGGAUACAAGUAUGGGGACGGAGCAUGACAAAAGACACGCCAGAUAUGAUUAUUUUUUAUUUUUUUUACUGUUAGUCUAGCUGUCAAACCUAACUUUCUUUUUUUCUGAAAACACUUUUUGAAAGUGACUUUUUUUUAUGGAAGGUUUUGAAGGUGAUCACACUGGGCACUGUAAAGUAAGCCAGGAUCUUUAUUUCGUGUGAUGGGCUGUUGCUAUUUUAAGACCUGUCACCGUGAGGAAGUCCUUAUUCGGGCCCUUACGUGGGCAUGGCUGUGGAUCAGACCGAUGGAUGGACUCAUUUUCCCAGAGUGCCAUUGCCUUCCCCCACAAACGUGUGUGCGUGCACAUGUCGGUGUGCUAAAGAGUUCUCUUUGUGGAGUAAUAUAGUACUAGAUAUUGUAGGUUCUGGUGCAAUAGGAAUGUUUACUGUCUGACUAGGUUUAAGAAUUGGGAAUAAACCAUCUCUCUCUCAUCCCUAUUUAUUAUUUGCUUGUAUUUCUUGGGUGGAGAAGGGUGGGGUACAUCAGUGAUGUUUUACUUGCUGUUGCCUUCAAGGUUUGGCUGAAUGAUAGUUGGAAGGAUGGGAGACGAACGUCAUUCCUUGGUCCAUGCAGUGCCAUUAUUUACCAUGGGAUGGUUAUGCAGUGAAAGAUUCUUAUUGCACAGGCUUUCAGGGAAGUGGAACAAAAUACCCUUUGAGAUUGUGCUAUUUUAAGACACUGGUGGCAUUCAUUUCUUUCCUAUUCCUUUGCUUAGACAACUGUAUGUUGUUUAGUAUAGUUUAACAUUUCUAGAUUGCAAGUAUCGGUCCUCACUGUGUUUAAGGCUCAGGAAACAGGAAUGUCUAGACAUGUCUCGCUUUUGUAUCUUAUGUUCCAGGAUGAAAUCUGUGAAAUUGAAAUUCUAAUGCACAAGAGCUGCCUUAAAUGACUGGUAAUAUGUGGGAUAAAACUGUUUUGGCCUCAUAAAAUAACCUUCUCUCUCAUUCUACUCGCUACUGCCUCCUCAGCUGGACCUUUGGUUCCCUGAGAAGAUCAUUUGAUUCAAGCUAGUCGUGUACGAGCCAACUUAAUUUGCAAGAAAAGUCAGCGGAAAACGUUCUUCAUUUUAGGGGUUCUCUUGUGAUAUUUCUCAAUAUUACAUUUGAGUCAUUUAGCAGACGCUCUUAUCCAGAUAUGUCUAGAUAUUGAAUGGUGUAGGUAGACCUACUAGCUUUUGUGCUCUCUACAACACUAACCGCAGCAUAGGGCUGCCAAUACAAUAGAACACUGCUUGGUCCUGUUUAACUUGCCUUAUUAUUUGUUAGCUAGUACUUCAUGCCUUAGAGUAGUACGUUUGCCUGAAGCAGGUGUUUCUGUGGUGGUCUGUCUGCUUUCCUCUGUGGAUAACUGUUGUGAAUGACUGGUGGCGAUUGGAGAUUUGCUCCUUCUGGGAUUUGUUUAUCUUUCCCUUGACUAACAGACAUGAGGAAAAACAAACUCUGAAACAGUCCAACCAGAUGAGAUUCUGUACAGCGUGCCCUGUCUGAUUAGCUAAUGGUUUUUGUGUGUGUUAGUCCAAACUAAGAUUGUUUAAUUAUGGCAAUCUGAAUUCAAUAAGUGGUUGUUUUUUUUUUUACCGCGUAAGAGCCGCUGGCUUUUUAUUUCCCCCUCCUGUUUUUUAAGGUACGUACCCCCACAGUUCAGCCACAGUGACCCAUAUACUGUAGUACAUUGUGAUGCCUCAUUAGACUUCAGUCAAAGCCAACUCCUUGACCUCUUGUCUAGAAGAUAGGCCUUAACAUUGGAAAAUAAUCACUUUAUUCUGUCGCUAGAAAUGCUUAAUUUCAGACUUUUUGCUGCUAUCAUACAUGUGAGUGGUGUUUCUUAGUAUACGUACAGUACGUGCUCUUGUAUGUGGUUUUCCAGGAGCUGCCCCCUCCAACAAACACUCUUCUGAAUUACCCCCAUCUUGCCUGAACACAAUUAUACCAGUUGGCAUGUAAGAGAUUUUUUUGACCUGCUCCCUCCACCAUGAGGGCCCUGCAGUCAGACAAUACUCCCCAAGAUCAUCUCACCUUUCCUGGGUUGCUACCCUUCAUAUGUUGGACCCAGGGGAUGAAGGGGUCUGUUGAUGAAGACGCUGCACACAGGCUUGACCAUUACCUCUGACAACAGCCACUAUAUCUCUUCUGGCUCUGUCUGGGUGGAACACCUCUACUGUGUUGUGUGGACCACAGAUUAUAUUCUGGAGCUCUGAGGGAUUCAGGGACGGUGUUGAUCUUCUCUGUGUUUUAUUCUCAAUUUAUUGUUGAUGAUUUUGGGGUCUUAACUGUGAUGAAAAAAAACGUGUUUUUAACAAAAUAUUAUUUGUGUUGUAUUAGUAUAGGGCACUCCAUAACCAUAAAGUAAAGAUACUCUGUACCUUGAAAAAUAAAUAGCCAAUCUUAAACAAAUGUAGAUCUUUGUCCCCAUAGUGAUCUACUGUGUAAUGUUAAACAAGUUACAUGGCAGGUCUGAUUUGUUUAUCAAGUGGACCUCUGGUGUUAGAUGUGAACUGUACAGUUGUCUGAACUAUAGUUGGCUGUUAUAUUCUACAUCUCACACAAUGUCCCUUGUCUGUCUAUACUCUGUGCUUUGACUGACUGGCAGUUAUGGGCACACAUCUAAAGGUAAAUGCUUAGAAACUGGACAUCAGUUGUCAUUGCGGAAUACAAGACCAGCAGGCCAUCGGUAAUCAUGUCUGGAGGGGAGACUUUUGGGGACAAAAACAUGGACAUUGGGGGGUUUUGCCCAAGGACUGAAACCAAAAAGGGCUUGCUUCUCCCUUGUAAAACUAUAGUGUGAACAUGUGAGAGAGGAUGUGGGUUUGGAAGUUUGAUUGUGAAAAUAUCAACUGUUUUAACUAUUUAAGAUGUAUUUACUCUUUAACAAAAUGGCAAAUGUGCAGCAGGGCAGGAAUAAAGAUGUCAAGAUGAACUCA
Salmo salar (Atlantic salmon) is the source of this 4363-nucleotide messenger RNA. The record is from RefSeq and is a predicted model, not a curated record. NCBI's taxonomy places the organism in Eukaryota, Metazoa, Chordata, Actinopteri, Salmoniformes, Salmonidae.